AUGUGGCUUAUUGCUAAACCGGUACUUAUCAAAGGCAUGGUUGGCGUGGGAAAGACAACUCUGGCUAGACAAUUGGUGACACUUGAUGGAGAUUCGUUGUUGCUGGAGGAGAUGGACAACCAGAGUCUCGGAAAUAUGCUUUUCCGGCACCUGGGAGAAAUGCCACAAUGGUUUAUAGUUCUCGACAACGUGCUGCCAGAAAUGUGCUUCAAAUCCUUCUUGCUAGACCUUGCACGCCUCUCACAGCCAAUUGAUAAAAUUACAAGUGUUGAGAACAAAUUCACAAAGGAGUUGGAGAGGAAGGGCAGGGAGAUGCUGAAGAAAUGUGGGGGUUUGCCGAUAGCUAUAAUAGAUGUUGGAAGGGAGAAAGCAAAACAAAGACUUUUAGGGAUUGAAUGGGAAGAACUUUUUGAUUCAAUUGAUUUGAGUAAAACAUUGAAGUUGUUGGAACCGAUGUAUCUUGAAUUGGAUGAAAAUCUAAAGCCUUGUUUCUUGCAUAUGUCCUUUUUCAAGGAAAACGCAAUAAUGAGAGAAGAGAAGUUGCACCAUAUUUGGGCUGCAAAUGGUGUAGAAACAGAUAUUGCACCAUGUGCCAGUUUAGUUGGUCAAUCCAUUAUUGAAGUCGUCCACCCGUACCCAGAAAGGUUUAGAGUGAAAAGGUGUCGCAUGAAUCCUGUACUACACAUGCUAUCCAUCAAAAAAGCAGAGGAGGAAAUAGGCCUUGAGAUCUUAAGGAACAAUGGAAAUAAUCGGCCCUUAGUGAGCCCUCGUCAUCGUGUUAUUCAUUGUGGCAGAGUCAAGUUUAAUCACUCUGCGAAUCAAGACAAGUAUCUUGUUUCUCUCAUCUUCCAUGGAGGUGGUCGAUACUUGGACGACGCAGGCCAGUCUUAUUGGAAGAAUUUUGAACACAUCAAAAUACUCGACAUAGAAGAUUUUGGGGCGAAGACUAUAUCAGAAUCUAUCGGGACAUUGACCGAGUUAAGGUAUUUGGGAUUGAGAAACAAUUAUGUGGAAGAGAUCCCACACUCGUUGGAGGGAUUGAAAGAGCUUGAGGUUCUCGAUAUAGCUUUAAACUUUAUGGUGGAGGUGCCGGAUAUUAUCAAGGAAAUGGGUGGCCUUCGUCAUCUCUACAUGUCUGAUGUGAUUUGCAGAAAGCCUUUGGAAGUAGAUGCACUACAAAAACUUAAGACGUUGACCUUCAUGUCUAUAUAUUCUUGGAUAUAUGAAGCCUCGAACUUGGAGAAGAUGACUAGUCUACAUAAAUUGGGCGUUGAAGAAAUUGAUGAAAACUCGGAUGUGAGCGAGCUCUUUCCAUCACUAGCUAAGUUGAAGGAACUUAAUCACCUUAUUCUGAGAGGGUUUCGCUUCAGAAUGAUGUCUUGUUUGGAUGAGAUUCGUGUUCUACAUAUGCGUAGAAAGAUACGCACUCUGAGGCUUGAUGGAUGCAUAGCUAGGCUACCAACUGCCUAUAGUUUCCCUCGUGAGAUAAAGUACUUGGCUUUGGUAAAUACUUGUCUUGAUGAAAACCCCAUGCCAAUACUAAUGAAGUUGUCCAGCCUAAGGCGCCUCAAACUGCGGAAUGCAUACAAUGGUCGAGAAUUGGUGUUCAAGAUGAUGAAACUUCAAAUCUUGUGCAUCAGUGAGUUGUGGAAUCUGAGAGAAGUACGAUUUGAAGAAUGUGAAGAUGCUGACCUCGAGCAGCUAGAAAUCAUGAAUUGUCCACAUCUAGAGACCCUCCCACAAGAAAUUCGGUCGAUGAGGCGUAUGGAAAAGUUUAAGAUGCUCUCACAUCAACUACCAGCAAAUUCGACCCCAACGUCAAGCAAGAAGGCCGCUUUAUCUUUCACAGUUAUGUUUAGCUGA
This is a messenger RNA of Salvia hispanica, 1863 nucleotides long. The record is from RefSeq and is a predicted model, not a curated record. Lineage: Eukaryota; Viridiplantae; Streptophyta; Magnoliopsida; Lamiales; Lamiaceae.